This is a messenger RNA of Corvus hawaiiensis (hawaiian crow), 3089 nucleotides long. It is a transcript of the gene HRH3, whose product is annotated as histamine receptor H3. Gene Ontology annotation, biological process: adenylate cyclase-activating adrenergic receptor signaling pathway. Gene Ontology annotation, molecular function: histamine receptor activity. The coding region runs from base 1 to 1257 and encodes 418 amino acids. The transcript has 3 exons. NCBI's taxonomy places the organism in Eukaryota, Metazoa, Chordata, Aves, Passeriformes, Corvidae. Gene Ontology annotation, cellular component: membrane. The record is from RefSeq and is a predicted model, not a curated record.
AUGGAGGGCGGCGGGGCGCUGAACGGCUCCGCCACCGCCGGGCGCUUCGCCGCCGCGGGCACGGCAGCGCUGGGCGCGCUGAUGGCCCUGCUCAUCGCCGUCACCGUGGCGGGCAACGCGCUGGUGAUGCUGGCCUUCGUGGCGGACUCCAGCCUGCGCACCCAGAACAACUUCUUCCUCCUCAACCUGGCCAUCUCGGAUUUCCUCGUAGGUGCCUUCUGCAUCCCCCUGUACGUGCCCUAUGUGCUGACGGGGAGAUGGAUCUUUGGGAGAAGCCUCUGCAAACUCUGGCUGGUGGUUGAUUACCUGCUCUGCACCUCUUCGGUCUUCAACAUCGUACUAAUUAGCUACGACAGAUUCCUCUCGGUGACAAGAGCGGUCACCUACAGAGCCCAGCAAGGCAACAUCAGGCAAGCAGUGCUGAAGAUGGUGCUGGUGUGGGUGUUGGCCUUCCUGCUGUACGGACCUGCCAUUAUCAGCUGGGAGUACAUAUCAGGCCAGAGCAUCAUCCCCACCGGGGAAUGCUACGCUGAGUUCUUCUACAACUGGUAUUUCCUCAUGACAGCCUCCACGCUGGAGUUUUUCACUCCUUUCAUCAGCGUGAUGUUUUUCAACCUAAGCAUUUACCUGAACAUACAGAAGCGCACCAAAAUGCGCCUGGAUGUUUUCCAUGAAGUGCACAAUCAGUCCUUCACUGAGGAGGUGGAAAGGAGCCCAGAAGCAAAGCUUUCUUUGAAAUGCUGUAAGUGGGAGCAGAAGGAGUCAGCUGAAACCCUCGACCUCUCUAAGAGCAAAGCUCAAGGAGCAGCCUCCACUUCCAGCCUGGAUGCCAAAGAUCUGCUGGCAAUAAGCUCGGAGAGCUCCAGGAAACCCAAGUGUUGCAACAAAAAGAGCUGUAAGAAUUCAGCCUCCACUCUGUGCUCAGAGAAACGGAUGAAGACCAUGUCCCAGAGCACGACUCAACGCUUCAGGCUCUCUAGAGACAAGAAAGUGGCCAAAUCACUGGCAAUCAUCGUGGGCAUUUUUGGGAUUUGCUGGGCACCGUACACUCUCCUGAUGAUCAUCCGCGCUGGCUGCCACGGCCAGUGCAUCUCUGAGUUCUGGUAUGAGACUUCCUUUUGGCUGCUGUGGAUCAACUCGGCUGUCAACCCUGUCCUAUACCCUCUCUGCCACUCCAGCUUCAGAAGGGCUUUUAUUAAACUCCUUUGUCCCAAGAAGCUGACGAUUCAGCCUCACAAUGCCCUUCAGAACUACUGAAAGUGAAGCCAGCCCAGUGUGAGGAUGAGAAAAGCCUUAGUUUACUUCUGCAGUAUUGGGACUACAGCUUGUUUCCUUGGAAGAACCCAGGAGCAGUGGUCUGGGGCAGGUGAGGAAAGCAGAAAAGAGCCCACUAUUAACUUAUUUUAGUUUAUCAACAACAAAAUCCCACAUAGAAGGAUAAAGGGGUUUAUUGACAUUAACCACAGGUAGUGAAAUCUGUGUCCGCCACUCGCAGGUGCCACAAAAGAGCUCUGCUGCCACCUAGUCAGCCUGAGCAGCACCGGCAUUUUUCUCCAAUAAACUGAAAACCGAAAAAUAAAAGCUAACAAAAUGUCUGGCUUUAAACUACUGCACUAAACUACAGCUUAGCUGUUUGCAGACCUGAUCUUUCCCGUAAAUGGGAGCGUUUUUUCCUUACACCUAUUACAUGUAGAUGAUGAUACAGAAAGAAAAGAACAAACCUCAAAAGAAAAACAUCUCAUUUAUCAUUUCUGCUACAGCAGCUGCAGCCAUAAUCUGGAUCUCUGUUCCAUGGGGUGCAAUAGAUGUCCCUUCCACACCUCAGGAAGGGACAGAUCUCUGCCCUAAGGAGUUUACAGCCAGACUCUGAGGCACUGAGCAUCUUGAAGUGCCCUGCUGGCGCUGCCUGAUCCCUCCCUGCUUCAAAACUGGUCUGAUUUCCUUUGGGUCCUGCCACACACUGCCCAGUGGUCCCAUGGGAGAGCUUCCCUCCUGCCCGGAGCCACGCAGCAGGAAUGGGCCCUGGAAGGCCCCCAGAAAAGGGUUCCUGUGCCUACGUGAAAGGUGCCAGCACAGUACCAGCUUCUCCACAGACUCCACCAUGACAACCCAAAGACAUUUUCAAAUCUGUUCUGCAGGAUCUUAAAGAUACUCUUCUGGCACUGUGUUAGGGAAUGACAAGCUCAGAGAGAAGUAAAUCUUGUGUUGUGUUUUUUAUGUUCCUUUUUAUAGUGUUCCUUUCAAACCUCUUAAAUUCAUCAAGUUUCAGUUUCUUGCCUUCUUCCUUUUAAAAUAUCUCACUUCAUUGGAGUUGAAAUAUGGAGUUUAAAAUACCUCACUUCAUUCUACCUGGGUUGAGCUGAUUCAGUCAACAUAAGCAUCAAUUAUUUUAUUGUUGAAUUUUCACAUUUUUUUUGGAACAGUCAAAUGAUUGCACAGAUAGAGCACCAGAUUCAAGAGACCAGGGCCCUAGCCUUGGUCUUAUCAUAAAAUCCUGGACAUUUUAUCACUCCUCCCCAUCACAGUUGCCCAUUUCUUCUGUAACCUCUUUGGGCACAGAGGCAGUUUGACCAAAAAGCAGAUUAAUUCCACUGCUGACGCUGCUCAAUGAUGUAGUAACACAAAUAAGUAAUUAGUUGCCAUGGCGAAUGCUCUUAUUUAACAGUAUUGCACAGAGAAGCUCAAGAUCCUAAGUCUGAAAACUACAUUUACAAAUAGAAACCCAAAUGUUGUAAAGUAGUACCCAAAAGCUUAUGAUGUUGUGAUUGCCAAUUACAUUUUGCUGUUGCAAGCAAACUGCUUUUUGGCUGCUGCUAUGAGUAAAAGAAAAUGCCAUCCCACUGUAUCCCAGUGAUAUUUGUCAAGUAGAUCAGUAUUGUCAUCUGAAGUCAGGUUCUAAAUGAUGUCUUGUCUUGUGUAUGUGAUAUUUCAGACUUGUGACAUGUUCUGUCAGUCUGUUAUAUAUGGGUUAAAAUAUACCCCUCGAAGUAUGUGUGCUCUGAAUUGACAGGAUGAACUGUUGAGCCUGCUUGUACCUUUCCCUGUGUCUGCUCCCUUCUGAAAACAUCAAUAAAGUAUUUUUAUAAGAA